AUGGCUAAUUCGUCCACCAACAAGAAGGAUGCUCAGGCACCUGGUGCCUGGGCUUAUUUCUUCUGCCUCAACACGAUGUUGUUGGAGGCUGUCCUCUUCGUGUACAUGGCAGUAACCAUUCUUUCCAGGUCUACGGCAGAAGAGAUGGACCUCAACGGGUCUUUGGGACUGAGUUGGUUGAUUAUUGCAUUUGUCAUUGCUAGAGGUGCAUUGAGCCCUUCCGAUAUCGUUAAGCGAGAGAGUACCUUGGUGAUGACCAUAUUUCAUGCACUCAACUCGGUAUUCAUUGUUUACCAGUACUUCUUCAAUGAAGCUGUGGAGACUAGUUUAAACGCAUUUUUGGUGGACCUCUCCGUUUCUAUCGGCCUGUUCCUGGCUAGCCUCUACUGCAACCACAUUUAUCGACGGACGCUACAACUAGCUAACGCCGAAUCGCCCGUUACAGAGAGUGUAGCAGCAUCAGGGAAAGACGCGAAGAAGGGUACGGCGAAAAAGGCCAAAGCUGUUAAGACUGCAUAG
This is a messenger RNA of Perkinsus marinus ATCC 50983, 519 nucleotides long. RefSeq lists its product as hypothetical. The record is from RefSeq and is a predicted model, not a curated record. Bases 1 to 519 code for a protein of 172 amino acids. The transcript is spliced from 3 exons. NCBI's taxonomy places the organism in Eukaryota, Perkinsozoa, Perkinsida, Perkinsidae.